AUGCCAUCACGAACCUCUGUGUCGGUGGCACAAUACCUCUUUUCCCGGAUCAAAGAGGUUGGCAUUCGAUCCGUUCAUGGCGUACCAGGGGACUACAAUCUGGCGUCACUGGACUAUGUAGGCAAAGCUGGACUGCGCUGGAUUGGCAAUUGCAAUGAGCUAAAUGCUGGAUAUGCAGCCGAUGGGUACGCUCGCGUCCAUGGAAUUUCUGCGUUGAUGACAACCGCCGGGGUUGGGGAGCUGUCAGCCUUGAAUGCGAUUGCAGGAGCAUAUGCCGAGUACGUCCCCAUCGUGCACAUCGUGGGGCAACCCAGCUUGCGAUCCCAGCAGCAGAAGAAAUUACUUCAUCAUUCUCUAAGUGACGGCGAUUUCGCGGCAAUUUCCAAAAUCUCGCAGCGGGUGACUACCAGGAGUGUGCAGAUAGACUGCGCAAAACGAGCGCCCGGGGUGAUUGAUGAUAUUAUUGGUGAGUGUUGGAACACCAGCAGACCUGUCUCGAUCACUUUGCCUAUGGACAUGGUUCAUACCCCAGUCCUGGCAGAAAAUCUGGGACGGCCACUCGAUCUUGGUGCCUCAACAAACGAUAUCGCACACGAAGCUUUCGCGGUUGACGCUAUCCUCGAAGCUCUGCGGACGGCACAGCGACCCAUUCUUCUGGUCGGGGGGUAUAACGUACGUUUCACGAAGCGAAGGGAGGUGCAUUUGCUAGCUGAAAGACUGGGACUACCCGUCUUUUUAUCCGCAUCUGGGCGUGGAAUUAUAGAUGAAGAACAUCCCAAUUUCAACGGGCUUUACUUGGGAGACUGCUCCGAUCCAUAUGUCGCGGAGAAGGUCAGGUCCUCGGAUUUGAUCAUCUCCGUUGGCAACAUUCACUCUGACUUGAACGUCGCAUCUGUGGCAUGGGACUUUCAUCCAUCGAAUAUGGUCGAGCUUCGCGAUAAAAUGAUCCACGUACGGGGCAAACAGUACCCGGGACUGAGCAGUACAGGCCUUCUGCGGGCUCUUCUCCACCGCCUGGCCGACGUCACAGCGGUGGAUAAUCGCAAUCGCAAGGCUUUUCAAUUGGCAAAUGGUUCUUUUGAAACAAGCGGUGCAAACAUUUCAUCCAUUCCACCCGCAGCUGUCAAUAAAUAUCGGGUCUCUAAGAGUAAAUUGACAAAUUGCGAGUCACGAAAUAUGGCGCAUACACUAAGUUAUAGCGAGGAAAGUCCUCUUAACCAUGACUGGCUGUGGCCCACGCUGAGCAGCUGGUUACGCCCCAAGGACACAGUGAUCGCUGAAACUGGAACCUCAAACUUCGGAAUAUGGUCUACCAAAAUGCCUCAUGAUAUCACCUUCAUCAGCCAGUACGUGUGGGGGAGUAUCGGUUACUCUCUAGGCGCUUGCCAGGGAUCCGCAGCAGCAGUUCAGGACUCAACAAGUCCUGACCGACGAACCGUUUUAUUUAUUGGUGAUGGGAGCUUUCAGUUCACCUGCCAGGAGUUGAGUACAAUCAUCAAGCAUAACCUCUCGCCUAUCAUCUUCGUGAUCUGCAAUCAAGGCUACACCGUUGAACGGCUUAUUCACGGUUGGGAUGAAUCUUAUAAUGACAUCCAGGAGUGGCAGCCUCGGAAACUACUGGAGGUGUUUGGCGCCGAUCCGGGAUCCUAUCAGACCCACCAAGUUCGAACCAUGGCUGAGUUCUCCGCUCUUUUACAGGAUCCAUCUUUCAACGACAAGCAGGUUCUUCGAUUCGUCCAAUUACAUAUGGAUCGGGAUGAUGCGCCAUCCGAUCUCAAGACACUCGCUCAACAGCUCGCAGCACGGGACUCGAACUCAAGAGAUAAUGAAUGA
Molecule: messenger RNA, 1833 nt
Organism: Penicillium odoratum
Lineage: Eukaryota; Fungi; Ascomycota; Eurotiomycetes; Eurotiales; Aspergillaceae
Product: alpha-keto acid decarboxylase family protein
Exons: 5
Coding region: 1-1833 (610 amino acids)
Molecular function (GO): magnesium ion binding; thiamine pyrophosphate binding; carboxy-lyase activity
Source: RefSeq, a predicted model, not a curated record